AUGUCAUCAGUUCCACAAAUACCACAAUCGUUAAGACCGAUCGCUCAUUACGUGAAGAUUGCGAACGAAAAUGCUGCUCGAGAUCCGAUCAUUUACUAUUGGUGUCUUUUUUACGCAGUUCAGACUGGUAUGGCGUUGGACAAGAGUUCGCCAGGUGCACUUCAGUAUCUCACUUCGUUGCUGUCAACGCUUGAAGCUACAAAAAAGCAGUUGGCUGGACAAGAGGCAUUAACACAAGAUAUGGUCGCACAAGCACAUGUGGAGAAUUUCGCCGUGAAGCUUUUCGAAUAUGCAGAUAAGAAUGAUCCUGGACAUUUGAUCGAUGUUUUGACUCUAUUUGGUGAACUUGACGAAAACCUCACAGCUACUCGAAAGUAUGCGAAAUGGAAGGCAACUUACAUUCAUAAUUGUUUGAAGAAUGGUGAAACACCCAAACCUGGACCUCCUGAGGGUGAGGAUGAAUUAGCAGAUCUGGAACUGCAUGUACCACCUAAACCAGAUCAAGCUUCUUCAGUGCAUCCGGCAGAUGCUGGUAAUGCGUCGGCUCCAUCAACACAUACUCAACCGUCAUCACCCGAACGACCAGUUGCUCCAGCUCGUGCUCAACCACAAGUGCCUCAGCAUGAUAACGCCUCUUAUCCUGAAUCAGCUGGAAGCAAUCCGGCCGCUGCUGCUCCGCCAUCUUCAAAACUCACAAUGGAUGAUUUUAUUGCAGCUCAAAACGCCGCAAAAUUCGCAGUUAGUGAUCAUAAUGUCUUUGGAGUACCAUUGAGUGUUGCCUUAUCACGAAUGCCUUCACAUGAUGGCGUUUUAUUACCAGUUGUUGUCCGACAAUGUAUUGAUUACGUUAGUCAGUAUGGUCUUGAAACGGAAGGAGUUUAUCGCAUUUCCUCACCCAAAUCGCAUCUUGAUGAAUUAGAAGAAAUGGCGAAUUGGAGGAAGCCAGUGCAUUUGAAUGACGUGCAUGACGCAGCUGGUCUUUUGAAAAGAUUCCUUCGAAAGUUACCAAAUAAUGUACUUACCGACGAAAUGAGAAAUACAUUCGAAAAAAUAGCUGCAGAAUGCCCAUGUCGUUCAUUACCAGCGUGUCGUUGUUUAGUUGCUGAUCUCUUGAAAGCUCAACUCUCGAAGCUUCCACCCGAGAACUAUACUCUAUUAGCAUAUUUAUUCAUUCAUUCACAACAAAUCAUCGCAAAUUCCCAGAAAAAUAAAAUGGGUGUUGCCGCAUUAGGAUUAAUUCUGCAAGCAGCACUUAAUAUUUCGCAAUUGUUAUUGAGGAUCUUCCUUCUCAACGCUUCUGAUCUUCUCAGUCAAAAUUCUGACUGUUCGGUAUGUGCUUGUAUUUGA
This is a messenger RNA of Anisakis simplex (herring worm), 1347 nucleotides long. NCBI's taxonomy places the organism in Eukaryota, Metazoa, Nematoda, Chromadorea, Rhabditida, Anisakidae. The record is from the annotation of a GenBank genome assembly.